GUGAGCAGUGUGUGAGGGAAUGUCAUUACCUAGCUGGCUAACUUUAACAACGGUCAAUAAAGUAUCGAUUUGAUUGAAGACCAAUGGAAAUGCAACUAACAUGUCGACCAUAACUUUUCUGCUGUCACCACUUGAAUGCUUGCGGUCCCGGUUCCAUACCACCAGCACUGCAGCAGUGUGUUUCUAUUGCGAGCCCCACUGAAAUGGAAAUAAACAGGAAAUAGACCAGGUCUGUCCGUCAGCCUCCCUCCGUCACAGCUACGAUCAUGGAGGCCCAGGCAGGGGAGGAGCCAAGCACAAGUGGUUCGGCUCCUGCGUCGUCUGACUCCGCCCCCAGCCCACAGAGCGAGGCAGUGACCAAUGAGCUGCAAGAGCUGUCGCUGCAGCCCGCCCCCAACCUGCUGCCCCUGAGAGACAGGAAAAACAUGCUCCAGCUCAAACUCCAGCAGAGACGGACCCGUGAGGAACUGGUCAGCCAGGGGAUCAUGCCACCGCUGAAAAGUCCAGCUGCCUUCCACGAACAGAGACGAAGUUUAGAGCGAGCGCGGACUGAAGACUACCUAAAGAGGAAGAUCCGAAGUCGGCCGGAGAGGUCGGAGCUGGUCAGGAUGCACAUUCUGGAGGAGACGUCGGCGGAACCCUCCCUCCAGGCCAAACAGCUGCAGCUGAAGAGGGCCCGUUUGGCUGACGACCUCAACGACAAGAUCUCCCACCGGCCCGGCCCCAUGGAGCUCAUCCACAAGAACAUUCUGCCGGUGCACAGCAGCCUCAAACAGGCCAUCAUAGAGACAGACUUCCCCAAGGUCGCUGGGGAGAUCUCCUCCUUUGAUGAGGACAGUAGUGAUACUCUCUCUCCUGAUCAGCCCAUUGGUCAGGACUCUCCCCUGGGCCCCGGCCCUAUGCCCUCUCCCCCCGACGCCCUGGCUUGCAACAGCACCCCCUCCCCCACACAGUUUCUCACUCAGGUUCCUCCGCCACCCCCUCCUCUUCCUCCCUUCUAUGGGUCCUGCCAACCGCUGAAGUUGAGCAAUGGGACAUCAGUUCUGAGAACCGCCCCUGCACUGAUCAAGUCCCAGCCUAAACCCACCUCAGAGCGCCCCCCUCAGCGAUCCAAGAAGGCCAAGGACAACAAGCCCAAGGUGAGGAAGCUGAAGUACCACCAGUACAUCCCCCCGGACCAGAAGGCUGACCACGAGCCUCCCCCUCAGCUGGACUCCACCUACGCCAAGAUCCUCCACCAGCAGCAGCUCUUCCUCCAGCUGCAGAUCCUCAACCAACAACAGCAACACUACAACUACCACACCAUCCUUCCUGCACCACCCAAACCCCCAACAGAUCAACCACCUCCCACCAAUGGCCCCUCUCCUUCUCUGGCCGUGCCCACCCCCUCGACAUCCUCCUCCAGUCAAAGUGCAACAAUCCGGCAGAAUGUCACACAUGUGGGAGGGGCCACACCAGGUUCUUUGCCUCCUAACCUGGACGACCUGAAGGUGGCUGAACUGAAGCAUGAGCUCAAACUGCGGAGCUUGCCUGUAUCAGGCACCAAGAAUGACCUCAUCGAGCGGUUGAGGAACUACCAGGCUCAGCAGAACAGGGGUGGAGGUGGUGGUAGUGCAACAACUACAACAGCAGGGGGUGCCACAGGGUCAGGUGCCGGAGCUCCUAAAACCAACCACCCAACAAAACAACAACAAAAACAACUACUACUACUACAACAGCAGCAACAGCAACUUUCCCAACACCAGACCCAGUCCUCUGUGGUCCACCAUUCAAGAGAUGCAGGUGUGGUAACCUUGGCAACCUUCCCGUUCGUGGCCACUGCUCCACAGCAGAUCAUGCACUUUGGCAGCACUAGCUCCUCCCCACCUGUCUCUCCUGCCCCCUCAGACCGCUCGCUAGCUGGGAUGAGCCCAGACGAGACGAGCUGUAAUGGAGACGCAUUUGGGGAGAUGGUAAGCUCUCCCCUCACCCAGCUCAGCCUUCAUCCUUCCCCCCAGCACCUUGCCACUGUCAAAGAGGAGUUGAGUGGCUCGGCCCCCACAGCCUGCCAGUUCUCCAAAGCUGCUCUGCAGAAACGCCUGCUGAUGCCCACAGCCAUGCAAGUAGCACCCCCCUCUGUGAACAAGGACCAGAUGCUGCAGGAGAAGGACAAGCAGAUCGAGGAGCUGACGUGCAUGCUGAGGCAGAAACAGCGGCUGGUGGAGACCCUGCGCUUCCAGCUGGAGCAGGGCAAGAGAGGGUGCCGGGACGCCCCCCCAGAACCCCUGGGCCUCGUCAGGGUGAAGGAAGAGCCACCAGACAUCCCCAGCAUCCCCUCCACAUUUUGCCCCAUUGGCCACUCCCCGACCCCUCCCCAGUGCCACAUGGAGGUCACCAAGAUGACCAUCAAGCAGGAGGUCGGGGACGUGGAAGAGGCCGUGGAGCCAUCCUUGGAAGCCCCACCUCAGCAGGUCCAGGUGCAGUUGGAGCAGAUCCAGGCGCAGCAGCGGUCGCAGCUGGAACAGCUGAAGCUGCAGCAGACGCAGCAGAUCAACGCGCUGCAGCUGGCCCAGCAGCAGGCCCUGCAGCAGCUGCUCCUACAGCAGAACCAGCAGAAUCUGCAGAAACAACGCUCACAGCAGAGGAAGAAGAAGUCCCACAAGCAACAGCUCAAACAACAGCAGCAACAGCUACUGUCCCAACAGCAGAUACAAUCAAAGAACCAACAGCUGUUACAGUCAAAGCAUCAACAUCAGCAGAUAUUGCAGGCACAACAACAGCAGCUGAAGUCACAACAGGUGUCUCAGAUGUUCCUCAAUCAGCAGUCGGGCUCCACCACUUCCUUCCCCUUGGAUCUCCUCAAGACACACUCCACACCUACCCUGGUGACAGACAGCAACGGCAACCAUUUCCUCAUCGCACUGACCAAUCACUGUGCCGAGAGCCAAGGGAGUGAUACGCCACAAGGCACUCCACAGGGCAAAGCAACCAAUCACAUCACACUGCAGAGACUGCAGUCAACUCCCACCAAGCUGCCCAGCCAAUCCCCUCUUCAGUUGUCCAGCAGUGACACCCAAUCAAAACCGACAACUCAACCAGGCCAUGUGAAACUGCAAACCAGAAAGGGACAGAAGACUGGGCUGCAGGUGUCAACCAAUCACUCCCCAGGGGUCACUCUCUCCUUCUCUGCCCCGCCCAAUCUCCAGCCUUUCUUCCCCAAUGAUGACUCCUCCCCUUCUGAAAAAGACACCUCCCCCUCUCCUCCAGCUCAAACUGAGGAUUUGAGUCCAGGUCUGGACCAUGAACCCCUGUUCAGCCCUCCUUCUCCCAAACGGACACCCUCCCCUAACCCACCGGAUGACAAGGAUAAUGGAUCCACCCAGCAUAUGGACGACCUCUUCGACAUCCUGAUUCAGACUGGAGAAAUCUCAGCCACCUUCAAACCAGCGCCCGACCCGUCCCUGUCGCGACUGCGCCCCAACACCCCUUCCCCUUCCCUCUCUCAGGCGCCCUCCCCUCUCCAGCUGCAACUCCACUUUUCGCCCCCCACCCCUCCCGAACCCGAGACCCCCCAGCCGGUCCCAGGGGAGGAGGAGGAGGAGGGAGGAGGAGGAGGAGCUGCAGGAAGUGGACGUCUGGAGGACUUCCUGGAGAGCACCACGGGCAAUCCCCUCCUGGGGUUGGAGCCUGACGGGCCCCUGACCCUGAUUGACGACCUCCACAGUCAAAUGCUGAGCACCCCCAGCAUCCUGGACCACACGUCCUCCCACAUGGACACCUAUGAGCUGUCGGGCUACACGGCCAACCCCCCUGGCCUGGACUUCGGAGACCAUGCCCUGGACAGCAUGGACUGGCUGGAUAUCACCAUGGGAGGGGCGAGCAGCGAGGUCCCAGGACUCGCCCCACUGGGUCCCCUUGGCCCCCACACGCCCCCCAGCGUCUUCUCAGCAGAGUUUCUGGACAGUUCAGACCUGCAGCUCCACUGGGACUCCUGCUUAUAGCCCUGGGCAGUCUUACAGUGUCAUCCACACGGAUGGAUGCUGAUGUUACUUUGUAAAGCACUCUCUCUCUUUUCUCAACGUGCAACGACUCAAAAACACACUGGCUUGUUAAACUCUACUGCACUCUGAACUCAGUCCCUCUUACUGACAUACACUUUGAUAGACUUAUUAUGUGUAGACCCUUACGUUCUAUAAGGCAGGCCCUCUUACACGCGUAGCUUAUACAGUAAUACCUUUGUUAACAAACCCUGUGGAUCGGCGGGAACUAACUUUGUUUUGAAUUUAGGAACCAGUCGAUGACAGGAGUUGCUGAUGCUCCUUCAUCUGAGCCAGUCAGCAGCUUACCAUAGCUACCUAUCUAGACUAUUAUCUAUGUUUAUUAUUGCCCUUAGUAGUAAUAGUAUGGAGAUAUUGUAACAAUGUUGAACCAAUGAUGUGAUAACAAGACCAUAAUCAUGUCUGUCUAGCAGCUUUAGGGUUUAAAAAACCACAACCUACUUAUUUUCAUUAAAACUUUAGAGGAGAUGAUCAGGGAAGACAAGGUGAAGGAGAAUGAAGUAGCUAUUUGUUAGCAAGAAUGCAUGCAGGUGUCCUCCAGGAUGGGAGUCAGACCAUGGCUCCAGUGUAGCAGUCUGGUGACCGCAGCUCUGACUGAGUAGGAUAACUGCAGGAGGAGCCUGGUACAGAGGAGAGAGA
This is a messenger RNA of Coregonus clupeaformis (lake whitefish), 4676 nucleotides long. RefSeq names its product myocardin-related transcription factor A. The record is from RefSeq and is a predicted model, not a curated record. NCBI's taxonomy places the organism in Eukaryota, Metazoa, Chordata, Actinopteri, Salmoniformes, Salmonidae. The coding region runs from base 267 to 3980 and encodes 1237 amino acids. Gene Ontology annotation, biological process: smooth muscle cell differentiation. The transcript is spliced from 19 exons.